CCGGUGGCCGCGCCAGCACAUGGACGCUCUCCCGUCGUCCUCGGCAAUGAUUGGAAAUGGGAGGUUGUGCCGUGGAGGAGGUCAUCCAUCCACACCGUUCCAUCUUCCCCGUCGCCAUGUUGCACAAACGAUGGUCCGUUGGGAUGCUCGUGGCAUCCUCUGCAUGGAUUCCAUGCGCCGCGAACGCGCCAUCGUCUGUGAUUGCGUCGGACGUGUGGGCGGAUUUACACGCGGGUCCAAACGCGACAGUGAACGUCCUUGUGAGCUUUGUUGGCGGGACGGCCACGGCCUUGACGCACGCAAACUCGAUCGACUUUCAAGAUCUCCAUCUUCCGUCGGCCAACUCACGCGUCAGACGGCACUUGCUGCGUGCAGCGGCCACGUCUCAAGCGACAGUGUUGUCCGUUUUACGCGGCGACACGGCUCACCCUCGCCGCCGGUUAAAUGACGGCAGCGCUACACACAUCUUGUCUUCCCCGGAAAUUUGCCCUGGCCUCGACGAACUCGUCGUAAGGGAAAUCUACCUCACGAACCAACUCUAUGUUCGUCGAAUGACGUUGUGCAUGGCGGAGCAACUGGCGCUGCGCCCUGAAGUGGAGUCCGUCCGGUAUGGAGCGACGUUCCAGCUCGACAUGUCCGCCACCACACAGUCGCCGCGAUCAUCGUCGUGGAAUGUCGAUGCCGUGGAAGCGUCGCGGCUGUGGAGCGCCAACAUGACCGGUCAAGGUGUCGUCGUGGGGGUCAUCGACACUGGCGUCCGCAGCACCCACGACGUGCUGCGAAGCACCUUCCGGCACGAUCACGGGUGGUUUGAUGCGGUGGCGCAGACGCCGACUCCUCUCGACACCGACGGCCACGGCAGCCACGUGUCGGGAAUCGUCAUGCGAGUGGCGCCGGCUGCUCAGUGGAUCGCGUGUCGCGCGUGCACUGGCGGAGGGUGCAGAGAAUCACACUUGUUGCUGUGCAUGCAGUUCAUGCUGUGCCCCACCGACCCGAAAGGAAACGAUGUCGACUGCUCCAAGGCGCCACGUGUCGUCAACAAUAGCUGGGGAAGCAGCAUCGCCAACUUGCCCAGCUACAUGGCGGCAGUCCAAGCGUGGCGGGAGGCUGGAAUCAUCCCUGUUUUCUCGGGGGGCAAUGCCGGAGCUCAAGGCUGCUCGUCCGUCACGAGCCCAGCAGACUACGACAACGUGAUCGCCGUGGGAAGCGUCGAUGCCUCCCGAAUGCUGUCUGUGUUUAGCUCAACGGGUCCGACGGUUCAGUUUGGAAGGACGAAACCCGACGUGGUCGCACCGGGGGUCGCGAUAUCGUCGGCGUCGCAUCAAGCCGACGACCUGUACGUGGAAAUGACCGGCACCAGCAUGGCCGCGCCCCACGUGACGGGUUCGAUUGCGCUGCUGUUGAGUGGAAAUCCGCACCUGACGUAUGAUCAAGUGUACACUGCGUUGACGGAAGGAGCAUCCUCAGUCACAGGGGCAUCGUCUUCAUGUGGAGGGUCCCACAGUGAAGGCGGCUCGAACAACUUGGCUGGCCAUGGACUCGUGGAUGUGGCAAAGGCAGGACGACUCCUUGAGCUGCCGCGCCGUCGCCAUGGCUGUGGCGACAUGUAAACGAUGCAAAUGAAGUGGACGGCAUGAAAGGCCUCGACUCCUUGCACGCACGAUGGGGGGAGGUGUAAUAGGAGUCUCGCAACCUUUGUCAGCGACUCCAUCCAAGCUUGGUCAUACAGUCUAUUAUCUCUUAUUCCUUGGAAUGCGGUCGAGCAUGUACACACUUACACGAGAUCGACAGUGAUUCAAGUCGUGCACGCGGCGCGAGUUGAGCGAGAUGGGCGACGUACAGUUUUCCACUACUGCCU
Molecule: messenger RNA, 1858 nt
Organism: Aphanomyces invadans
Lineage: Eukaryota; Oomycota; Saprolegniomycetes; Saprolegniales; Verrucalvaceae
Exons: 1
Coding region: 57-1610 (517 amino acids)
Biological process (GO): proteolysis
Molecular function (GO): serine-type endopeptidase activity
Source: RefSeq, a predicted model, not a curated record